CUCAUCUUCUCAUCAUGAAAUACCCCACAGACAUAUUAGUCCUGAACAAUUCCGUCUGCCUACCUUAUCUUCUAAUGCUUGAAUGCUUGGCUCUCCUGCAGUUGCUUUUUGCUCCUCCAUUAACAGCUGCUCCUAAAUUGCAGCAUGCAGCAUUAAGUACUGCAAAUGAAGGGAAAGCUCUUUUAACAUGGAAAUCCAGUCUUGACAAUCAUAGCCAAUCCCAGUUGUCAUCGUGGUCGUCUUCUGCAAAUCCUUGCAGCAAUUGGGUUGGAAUCCGAUGUAACAAAGCUGGAAGGAUAUCAGGCAUUAACAUCACAAGUUCUGGGAUCAGAGGUACACUUGGUCAUCUCAAUUUCUCAUCUCUGCCUCAUCUGACUACCAUUGAUCUUUCUCAAAACGCAAUCUAUGGGACCAUUCCAUCCAACAUUGGUAACCUUUCUAGACUUGUCCUUCUUAACUUGGAAUCAAAUAAUUUCUCUGGUGUCAUUCCAAUUCAAAUCAGCCAUCUAACCAAUCUGAGGUACUUGUCCCUUUCCAAUAACUCAUUGCAUGGCUCUAUCCCAAAGGAAGUUACGUUUCUCAAGUCUCUUGUUGAACUGUCUUUGAUGCUGAAUGACCUUACUGGAUCAAUCCCUACUUCUAUUGGUAAUCUAACCAAUUUAACCUUUCUAUACUUACGAGACAACAAACUUUCAGGACAUAUUCCUUCAGGAAUUGGAAACUUGACAAAACUUGCCGAAUUAUCUCUUGAAACGAACCAGCUAUCAGGUACCUUUCCAGAAGAGAUUGGGAAACUCCGUUCUCUUACACUCCUCUCUCUGGCUGAUAACAAGCUUACGGGUUCCAUUCCAAAGUCUAUUGGAAACUUAGGUGACUUGAGUUUGUUGUAUCUCCACCAAAAUUUUCUUUCUGGACCUAUUCCCAAGGAGUUAGGAAAUUUGAAGUUAUUAACCGAUAUUCGUAUUUUCACAAACAAACUGGGUGGUGCCCUGCCAGAAGAUGCAUUUAGUAAUCUUACAUAUUUACAAUUCCUAGCACUAUCUGACAACUAUUUUACUGGCCAUUUGCCCCAAAACAUUUGCAGUGGCGGCUCACUUGUGAGGUUGUCAAUAUUUGACAAUAAUUUUGUGGGCACCAUGCCGAGAAGUUUGAAAAACUGUUCCAGUUUAGAAAAUUUGGCUGCCGGAGGAAAUCAACUAUCAGGAAAGUUUUCUGAAGAUUUUGGCGUUUAUCCAAAUGCGGAUUACAUUGACUUGAGCGAUAAUGAAUUUUAUGGUGAGUUGUCUUGGAAUUGGAGUGCCUUUCAGAAGUUGACGAGUUUGGUACUCUCCAACAAUAAUCUUUCUGGCGAAAUACCAACUGAGCUCGGAGAGGCAUCUCAUCUGCAAAGACUUCAUCUCUUCUCAAAUCGCUUACAUGGGAAGAUCCCACUAGGUUUGGGGAAGUUGUCUUUGUUGCUUGACCUUAAGCUGGACAGCAACAAGCUUUCGGGCAGUAUACCACCAGAAAUUGGUCGAAUGUCUAAACUUUUGAAUAUAAGCUUGUCAGCCAAUAAUCUUGUUGGUGCAAUCCCUGAACAAAUAGGCGAUUGCACCCAACUAUUGGAAUUAAAGUUCAGCCACAAUGCGCUAAACGGAAGUAUCCCUUCUCGAAUAGGAAAUCUUCACUCACUCGCAACUCUUGACCUCAGCCAAAACAUGUUGGAUUCCGAAUUGCCAAAAGAGCUGGGAGAGUUGAAAGCCAUUGAAAAGAUUAAUCUUUCCCACAAUAGGAUAUCAGGUUCCAUCCCCAGCAGCUUUGAUCAUUGCUUGAGUUUGAUUUCUAUUGACAUAUCUUAUAAUCAAUUAGAAGGUCCUAUCCCCAACACUACUGCAUUUCAAAAAGCUUCUUUUGAUGCCUUGAGAAACAAUAAAGGUUUAUGUGGCAGUGUUGUCGGAUUGAAGCCUUGCCCUCAAUCAACUGAAAAGAAAACCAGUAGGAGGAGGAGUAAAAGAAUUAUUUUUCUAACUGUCCUUCCAAUACUUGGAACAACGGUCCUUUUGAUUGUGGUUUUGGGCAUUUUCAUUCGUGCAAGGUCACAUACGCCACAUGUGGAGAGCAAGCCUCGGGAAUUAACCGGAAAUUUGUUCACUUUCUGGAGCUUUGAUGGGAAAAUGGUCUAUGAGAACAUCAUUGAUGCAACAGAAAAUUUCGACCCCAAGUAUUGCAUUGGAGCGGGUGGAUUUGGAAGAGUUUUUAGAGCGGAGUUGCCAAAUGGUCAAAUUGUUGCCGUCAAGAAACUUCAUGCAACAGAUGGUGAUGCUUUGAGAAGUCCAAAAGAUUUCACCAGCGAGAUCCGUGCACUAACAAAUAUAAGGCAUCGCAACAUUGUGAAGCUCUACGGAUUCUGUUCACAUACACAACACGCCUUCUUGGUGUAUGAAUUCUUGGAAGGGGGAAGCUUGAUGCAGUUAUUGAAUACUGAUGAAACAGCAGCCAAGUUUGAAUGGAUCAAGAGAACCAACAUGGUUAAUGAUAUUGCAAAUGCAUUGUCUUAUAUGCAUCAUGAUUGUGCACCUUCUAUAGUUCAUCGAGACAUAUCGAGCAAAAACAUUUUGUUGGAUUCCGAGUAUCAAGCUCACAUUUCUGAUUUUGGCGCUGCUAGACUACUGAAGCCUGAUUCAUCUAAUUGGACUUCAUUUGCAGGAACUUAUGGAUACGCUGCUCCAGAACUUGCUUUUACCAUGGAAGUGAACGAAAAGUGUGAUGUUUAUAGCUUUGGAGUCCUAGUUUUGGAAGUGAUUAUGGGGAAGCAUCCUGGUGAUCUCAUAAUGUCAGUGUUGUCAGCAUCAUCAUCAACCCAUGCUAUUCUACUGAAAGAAAUUUUGGAUUCUCGACCCCAAUCUUUGACUAAGCAAAUGGCAGCAAAUGUGGUGUCGUUGGCAAAACUAGCUUUGCUAUGUGUGGAUCCCAAUCCUCAGUUGAGGCCUACCAUGAAACAAGUUUCUGUCCAUCUGCUGAAAGAAAAGCCAUCUCUAGAAAGCUUGUUUCCUGUCAUCACAAUUGGAGAACUUAUGGCACUUGAUUCGUCUGAUUUCUGAACUUCACUUCUGCAUGCUACAGCAAUAUUAUGUUCCCAUCAAUCCAUCUGUUUUACAAAUUUCUAAUAUGUAAUUGCAGUCUUUUAAAAUUUCUGGAUUAUAUACUUGAAACUU
Messenger RNA from Coffea eugenioides, 3194 nucleotides. Its product is annotated as MDIS1-interacting receptor like kinase 2-like. The coding region runs from base 15 to 3080 and encodes 1021 amino acids. Gene Ontology annotation, molecular function: protein binding; ATP binding; protein kinase activity. The transcript is spliced from 2 exons. The record is from RefSeq and is a predicted model, not a curated record. Lineage: Eukaryota; Viridiplantae; Streptophyta; Magnoliopsida; Gentianales; Rubiaceae. Gene Ontology annotation, cellular component: plasma membrane. Gene Ontology annotation, biological process: hormone-mediated signaling pathway; protein phosphorylation.